Molecule: messenger RNA, 402 nt
Organism: Pyricularia oryzae 70-15
Lineage: Eukaryota; Fungi; Ascomycota; Sordariomycetes; Magnaporthales; Pyriculariaceae
Exons: 2
Coding region: 1-402 (133 amino acids)
Source: RefSeq, a predicted model, not a curated record
AUGAAGAGGAAGACAAGGAUGGCAAAGACGGCGGCGCGCUCGGCGGUAGUGGAGGAUAGACCGUUGGUCGCCCCCGCUGGAAGAAGUCCCAGCCUCUGGCCAAAGGUGGAAAGUCGAGAUUCGAAAUCCGCAAACGCAACCGAGGGGGGAGGCACAACGAUUGGUGUUGCUAUUGCCGGAGCUAGAACUGGAGCUGGAGCAGUUGCUAUGAGUGGAUUCGAAGGUAGUGCUGGUGCCAAUGCUGGUGCUGGGGCCACAAACGGUGCUGGUGCUGGUGCCAAUGCUGGUGCUGGGGCCACAAACGGUGCUGGUGCUGGAGCCACAAACGGUGCUGGUGCUGGAGCUACAAACGGUGCUGGUAAUGUUGAAAGCUGCGGUGCUACUGACGGUGCUUGCACCUGA